AUGUUUUUAUCUGCGAAGAUGUUGUUUAGCAUGGUGCUUAUUGCCUGUGUGGUGUCCUUCCUCUGCGCCGAUCUCUCACGAUUGCCGACGCAGGAGAGUGCGAUGCUGGAAAUUAGCCGACUUCUUCAUAAGACAGAGGAUUGCAGCAUUUGUGGCGAAGUUCUGCGCGGCCUGGACGCCUUUCAACUGUCUCGGAGCAUCUCGCUCAUACGGGCCACGCAGGGUUACGAUAAACCACAUAGCGCCUUUGUCCGCGCAUGCGAGGAAAACCCAAACACCCUCGGCUGUGACACGGCGCUUGACAGGGAUCGUGCGGAGAGGACGAAACGAGCAUCAAUGAUCAUGCUGGAGAUGGGGCAGCUGCCUGAGUCGAAAGAGCAGGGUGUAUCCGACCUUCUGAGUCGUCGCUACGAUGACUUUGUGACGUAUCUCAUAAAUGAAAGGGAACAAGAAAGGUGUCUAACUUGUGUCGUCGAGGCUGGUCGCGUGCCGCGCUUGGUAGCGAGCCCCCUAGCCGAUGUUUUUCUAGACUGUACGUGGUACCACAUUUACCCAAUCAAUGAACGUCAUCAGGCUUUUUGCUGGAGGCACUGCGAAGGACUACUGACGUACCUGGAAAGAGUAUAUUUAUGGCUUCUGCGAUUUUACGUCACGCGAUCAGUGAGAUUCCACCUCAUGGCGUUGCAAAGUGAGCAUUUCACUAUUGCCUUGAUACUAGGGCAGCUGGCUCUGCUUGUCGUAAUACUGCAGCGGUACGUCACGGAUGUAAAGGGUGGGGGCGGCGGUGGGUCACACUUCGGCGGCAAUUUGCACACUGAUAAUACUGCAACUGCGGGACAGAGAGGUGCCUCGCGUCGGACAACGCUGGGACGUGGUAAGGGCGGCGGGAGACGAGAUUAG
Trypanosoma conorhini is the source of this 900-nucleotide messenger RNA. RefSeq lists its product as uncharacterized. NCBI's taxonomy places the organism in Eukaryota, Euglenozoa, Kinetoplastea, Trypanosomatida, Trypanosomatidae. The record is from RefSeq and is a predicted model, not a curated record. The coding region runs from base 1 to 900 and encodes 299 amino acids. The transcript has a single exon.